This is a messenger RNA of Penicillium pulvis, 1386 nucleotides long. RefSeq lists its product as uncharacterized. Gene Ontology annotation, cellular component: periplasmic space. Gene Ontology annotation, molecular function: lyase activity. The record is from RefSeq and is a predicted model, not a curated record. The transcript has 4 exons. The coding region runs from base 1 to 1386 and encodes 461 amino acids. NCBI's taxonomy places the organism in Eukaryota, Fungi, Ascomycota, Eurotiomycetes, Eurotiales, Aspergillaceae.
AUGAAGUUAUUCAUGAUCUCAGUUUUGUCGGUUUUAUCGUCUUCUGCGAUUGCCUCUCACCCUCAUCAUCUUCCUCAUGGUCGCCACGGUGAGGUUCUUCACUCUCUUCAUGGAAAGAGCCAAGAAACUGCUUUGACCACUUCUAUGACUUCGGCAGCAACUGUGCUACCUUCCUCAUCUACACAAAGCAUCGUCACUCCAGCUUCUUCUACUCCAAGAUCAGUAGCGUCUACUUCAGUACCCUUGACCUCCGGCACCCCAACUACUUCCGGCACCGCAACUACUACUGGAGCUUCAUCGACAUGGGUGCACCCAGGAGUCUUUCUGAGUUCUUCUCAAAUGAGCUACUUCUCCUCCAAAGUAUCCAUCAGUGAGCAACCCUGGGCCACUGCAUGGAUUGCAAUGACGGAACACGAAUUUGCUACCCGCACAACCCCCACCCCCUAUGCAACAGUGGAGUGCGGCCCGUAUUCAACUCCGGAUGUUGGCUGCACCAAUGAGGUCGAGGAUGCCCUUACUGCGUAUCUGAAUGCAUUGGCCUGGGUAGUAACUGGUUUGCAAACUCAUGCUGACCUUGCAAUUACUUUCAUGAACGGGUGGUCUAGUACCGUGAAGGGCCAUACAGGCUCCAAUGGGCCCCUACAGGCAGGCUGGGCAGCUUCAAGCUGGAGCCGUGCGGCCGAAAUCAUUCGUUACACUGACGCUGGCUGGAGCGAUACGGACAUUACCAUGUUCGAGGACAUGCUUAGGGAUGUGUACCUCCCUGCAGUCAUCCCUGGAUCGGAUUAUAUGGGCAAUUGGGAAUUAGUCAUGAUGGAGGCCGCUUUGGGAAUUUCCGUGUUUAUUGAGAACCGGACGAGCUACGACAUUGCAAUGGAUAAGUUUUUGACACGGGCAGCAGCAUACAUCUAUUUGACGAGUGAUGGCGACCUCCCAAAUGCUAUUGAUGAAUCGACAGAGGAAGAUCUUAUUGAGUACUGGUUCAACCAGACUACCUUUGUUGAUGGCAUUGGCCAGGAAACCUGUCGAGACUUUGGCCACAUGGGCUAUGGUAUUGCUUCAAUCUCGCACGUUCUAGAGACAUCCCGCAUUCAAGGUCGGGAUUUGUAUACUGAAGAAGUUGGAUCUCGUCUCCAAUAUGCACUGGACUUCCAUACGACAUAUGAAAAUGGAGCCGCGGUUCCAGAUUGGCUAUGUGAUGGCAGUGUGACACUUGGAAUUGCCCAAGGGACGAAAGUGACCGAGCCUGGUCUCAAUGGGCUCUCAUAUCGCCUAGGUUAUGCCAUGAACCAAACCGAAGUUUAUACCGUGAACGAUCGCCCCGAAGACACUAACAUUGUUUUCGUUGGAUGGGAAACGCUUACACAUGCCAUGAACCCUGCUUAG